Megachile rotundata (alfalfa leafcutting bee) is the source of this 2038-nucleotide messenger RNA. Its product is annotated as suppressor APC domain-containing protein 2. NCBI's taxonomy places the organism in Eukaryota, Metazoa, Arthropoda, Insecta, Hymenoptera, Megachilidae. The record is from RefSeq and is a predicted model, not a curated record.
ACACGAAUGAAAGUUUAAGAGGUUAUCUGAGAAGAAAAGUAAAUUUUGUUGACAAGAAGUGAAAGACAAAAUGUAUCUAAAAUGCGUUAAACGUAUUUAUAUUUAACACGAAUAACUCUUCUGAUAAAUUGUAAAUACGUAUUAAUAAAUGUCGAGUAUAGAAAAAAACGUCUGUUCAAUAAGUUAAAGUAAUGGUUAACUAAAAAAAAUGAUUGAUGAAACAAACAUUCCUUGAAAAGACAAUGUACCUUCCAUUAUCAGGAAGGUAAUGUAUUAGUUUUAGUAUCUAAAUGAACACAUGUUGUCUUAAUAACUGUACUUUAAGUAUAUUUGUUUAUAAACAUGGCGCAAAUACAAACUUCUGCCAUCGAUGGAUUGCCAAAACAUUUUGUCAGUGCCAUGCGUACACUUUUUGACAUAAUGGAUGAUCAAAAUACUGGCUUUGUCAAGUUCUCGGAUAUUGAAGGCAGAUGGCAAGAUGAUGGAACACAGGGCCUUCCGAAAGGUGUUUUAGAUAGCCUCAAGAAAGUUACACCAUCUAAUGGUUUACUAUCCUUUGAAAGGUUUUGCACAGGGCUUAAAAUAUGUUUACUGCAAAUUCAAGCAGACUCUGAUUCUAAGAAACAUGAUGGUCAACCAAAUAGACCACCAUCUGCUCCAAUUCUUAUACCUGAUAGUCAAAACAAGACAACAUGGACAUCCCCAAACACUGCGACUAUUAGACCAAAUAAUGCUAUAUCUCAGCAACGUACUUUAAGUAUGCCACAGUUAUUAGCAGGUCGAAAAGAAACUAAUCAUGGACAAUUAGAACUAAUUGAUAGUAGAAAUGGAACAGAAGCUAAACUAAGUAAAGCGUACGGACCUCCAAAACCUCCAAGAACAGGUGCUGCCUUAGAAGCUAGGACUACUAAUUCUGAUAGAAAUUUUGAUAAAUCUGAGAUUCGAACUGUAUUGCAAAACUGGCAAAUGGGUUUGUUAAUGAAUGAUGAUAAGGCUAUAGAAAAACGGCAAUUACCAGCAGUAAACUAUAGAACAGAUGCUAGAACACUGUUAAGACCAACCCGAAUAUUGGGAGAUGGUAAAGCAGUUGAGCUACAAAAUAAUCAAGUUAGUCUGCAACCUAAAAAACCGUUGAAUCGUCGCAGAGAACCUAGACGCCAUACGUUGCAGAAUGGUAUUGAUUACAAUAUGAUGAAAAGAAUGAAGCAAAUUGAACAGGAGAAAGAUGUACUGCUACAAGGUUUGGCUGCAGUAGAUAAAGCUAGAGAAUGGUAUUUAAAACAAAUCUCUGCUACUCAAGAAAAAAUUAAACAUCUUGGUCGUAUGGGAUCUCAUGUGGAGCAGUGGACAGAAGCACAGCAAGAACGUUUAGAAUUACAACGAGCACGGGUAUUGGAAGUUAAUAGACAUUUAGCUGCAUUAAUAAGCAGUUGGGAACGUGGUGGACUUCCCCUUCAUAUGAAUCUUGCCUUCCUUAGUGCUCCAACAUCAACGCAACUUCAGCAGGAUAUGUUAUCUAGGCUGAAACAGCAAAAUCAUAGACUUACAGAGGAAGUCAGUAAAAAAAGUCAACGAAUAACAAUACUUGAACAAGAAAAAGACAAUUUGGUCAGAGAAUUGUAUAACAGACAAAGCGGUAUGGUUCAGUCUCGAAGAGCAACGAUGAUUCAUGAACAACAUGAUCAAACAUUCAUAAUAUAAAAAUAACCAACUAUCAUGAAGAGGAUACGUAAUGACGUAUUACGAAGAUACCAAUUUUUAUGCAAAGCAUAGGUAUUAAAAAUACUAAUUAAAACAAUUGUUACAUUUGGAUUUCAGGUUAUGUUUAUAAAGUAUUUGUCAAAUACUUAAUUCCUAGGUCCAUGGUUAAAUAUUCUAGCAUUGCUAGUACUUGAAUUUAGUUACAUAAUGUAAACAAAGUGCCUUAAAAGUUUUAUAAUCCGUCCACGAAUCAAAAGACUAUGUUUUUUUCAAUAAAUUAUUAUUCUAACUAAUAAACCGCCUUGACCCAAUUUUUAAUUUCACGAUAUCAUAAUCU